AUGUCGUGGACGAACAGAGAGAAUCCUUACCAAGCGUUUGUCGACGAGGCAACGGGAUCGCCUGUCGCGGUUGCGUUUCCUCAAUGGAUACUCAACAUAUUCGAGGUGUCCCACGAUCACCCAGAGGGUCGAUGGCAUUUGGAGACCAACGCCCGGAGCCUUCUCUCCAGCGCAAGCUUGAGGAUUGUCUUCGCGCCGCUUGACCUUCCUCGACGAGAUGCCCUGCCGCAAACGCUCGAAAUAUUCAACAUUCUCGGCAUUCCGGGCGAUUUUACAAAGGAGCGACUUCAGUCCGUGAGCCACAGCUUCGGCCGCAGCACGGACAAGAAUGGAUCUUGCACUUGGUUUCAUUUCCUCUGCAAGAACAUCGACAUCCGACACGAGGGAACAAACGGCCCAGAGGUAGACAACCGCGCUGCGGCCAUGGGAUACCACGUUUCAACACUCCCGCAGGCCGAUUACAGCUGGCAUCGCGCUGGCUUCUUCUUGAGGGUCGACCCGCAUGGAUGUACCACCUUGGUGUGCUUCGGUGCCACGCCGCGGGUGAGGGAUCGGCUUAACGAGUUCAUUGCCGCUAAAGCCUGGGAACACGUCUCAAAUGAUCCGUACAUCUUAUUUGAUCUGAUCUUUGAAGGGCUGUACUACGAGGUUGACGAUACAGUCUGGAAGAUGAACACGGUCUUCGGACCGCUUGAACACUUAAUCCUCGAGUAUGCCAACACCAAGGGCAUUCGAAAGAUGAGCUCCAAGAUCCCCUUCGCAGCCAUGCACAAUUGCGCCAAGCACAUCAUCCACAUAGCAGAAGCCCUCGAAUCUUGCAUGAUGCUCGUGGACUCGACCAUCCAAAACAUCGGCAACCAUGAGCAGGUCCCGCGACAAUCGAACAGUGACCAAGUUCUCAGGCAACUUCAUGAGUGUCUUCAGUACCGACGGUCGCUCUUCCGCUCCAGCCAGCUGCGCCUUGGUAGCUUGCAGAAGCGGAUUGACAAUGCUAUUACGUUGUCAUUCAACCUUGUUACUCAGCAAGACUCCAUGGUGAUGAUCCAGGAUUCCAACUCGAUGAAGAUCAUCGCAGCCAUCACUAUGAUCUUCCUUCCGACCACAGGUGUUGCCACCGUCGUCGGUUCACAGUUGUUCGUGGCGGAGGCUCACAAUGACAAGUGGGACGUCCUGACCACACCGUUGUUUUGGACAAUGUGGUGGGUGUCUAUUCCGCUGACGUUAUUCACCGCAAUUCUUGCUAUGAUUUGGCACUGGUGGACGCACACCGAACAUCCGGCAGUGGAGGUUGUCGAAGUGGUCAAGAAAGCCAGAGUGGCUACGUUCAGUUCCGUUGGGACUAGGAAAGCAUCUUGA
This is a messenger RNA of Ilyonectria robusta, 1356 nucleotides long. RefSeq lists its product as uncharacterized. Lineage: Eukaryota; Fungi; Ascomycota; Sordariomycetes; Hypocreales; Nectriaceae. Bases 1 to 1356 code for a protein of 451 amino acids. The record is from RefSeq and is a predicted model, not a curated record. The transcript has 4 exons.